Messenger RNA from Ooceraea biroi (clonal raider ant), 5282 nucleotides. RefSeq names its product autophagy related protein 14 (gene Atg14). Gene Ontology annotation, molecular function: protein-membrane adaptor activity; phosphatidylinositol 3-kinase regulator activity. Gene Ontology annotation, biological process: autophagosome assembly; autophagosome membrane docking; cellular response to starvation. NCBI's taxonomy places the organism in Eukaryota, Metazoa, Arthropoda, Insecta, Hymenoptera, Formicidae. The record is from RefSeq and is a predicted model, not a curated record. Gene Ontology annotation, cellular component: phosphatidylinositol 3-kinase complex, class III; extrinsic component of phagophore assembly site membrane; extrinsic component of omegasome membrane.
AACAACUGUUUUAACUGAAUAAAAAAUCACAACUCAUAUAUGUUUUUAUAUUUUUAUAUUUUUAUGCAACUGAUAUUUUGUCCAUCAAACGGGUGCAUUCAGAAGACACAAUUUACAAUGUGCUUUUCAAUGAAAGUAAGAUAUUUAGUACGUUUAGAAACAUCGAAUGAAUCGCAAUAGAAGUAUAAUAGAAGUCAAAGCUCCAAUUCUAAUAUUUUUAUUAGUGAACACCUGGACGGCGCUUUUCACUCGAUCAUUAGAAUGACUCAAGCGCGUUAUCAAAAUGGUUGAACGAUCGCGGGUGAACGGCGGUCGUCGCGGCUAUCUGGCGCGCGAUCCUUGGAGCAUGGAGUAGAGCGAACAAGUGAGCACGGGGACGGGGGAAAGACGGAGAGCGAGCGACGAGGAAUAUUGCGACGAAGAGGAACGGCAGGAGCGGAGCGCGGCGCGCGGAGGGCCGCGGCGGCGCGAGCGAGUAAAUAGCAGAUCAGCUGAUGAGGCACAACACAACACAAGACAAUCGCACGACGACGACGACGUGGAACUGGAAGAGCAGGAAGGCUCGUUGUUUCCCCGCUGCUGCUGCUGAUCAUGGCGACGAGUAGCUCCGACGGCUCGUGCACAGCGCCCGCGGACUUCCAGCUAUCAUCCGAGCUGGAGGACGCGUCCAGCCGCCUCAGCAUGAAUCUGCUCAAGUGUCCGCUGUGCCAUAACAGCCGCCGGAUAUUCUACUGCCGCCAGUGCGUCCAGAACGGCGACUUUAUACACUCGAACACCGUCUACUCCGAACGAUUCGCGGAUAAGCAGAUGCGGCUGGUACGGCUGAAGGCUGCCAGAGCUCAGUUGGAGGAGAAGUGCAUGAAAGCUCUUGAGAAGCACAAGCAGAGGGAUAAGCUGAUUUGUGAUAUAAACAUAUGUAAAGAAAGACUCAGACUGCUGCAGUCUCUGGUGAAUGAGACGAGGCAGAGCAUUGACAAAGGUAAUGAACAGUUGGGCAUUCUGAAAGACAUUAACUCCCAGUUAAUACUGCGAUUACCGCGGCAAGAAGAUAGAAUAGAAAAGCUGCAGCGCAUCGUAAGCGGUUUGAGGGCGAAGCAGGAGAAGCAAAGGGAGGCUGUAAACAGGGAGAGGGAACAGUUGAAAAAAGUCAUCAGGACCGCUGCCAAACAGCUGAUUCAGUACAUUUUUCCGUUGUCUAAGGUCCAGCCAAACAGGAGUUUGUGCAGCAGCGACGACAGUGACAGCACCACUUCAGAUAUCGUCACGAGCGCAUUGGCAGAUGCGUCGGGCACGUCGUACGUUCGCGGCAGAUGGAUCAGUGAUAAAGAGAAUUCGUCAGAGAUCCAUCACUGCAUAGUGGAGCCGACGUUAUCGGCGACGGGAGACUACAGUGCUUAUUCUCUCUGGGUCGCGGCGAAUAAAGACGGUGUGCCGGGCGCGAAUAAGGAGAACGCGAUGCACAACCCGGCAUACAAUAUCAGCGCUGCUCUAACUUACGCUACGCAGCUGGUUAAUGUUCUUGCCUAUUAUGUUAACGUGAAACUACCGUACAAAGUUACUUGCGGAGAGUUCUGCGGGAAUGAAUUGUCGGACCAAAAAUUCGCUAGGAAGGUAGCGAGGCUAAACAGCAACGUGCUACACCUGUGCUUCACGCAAAACACCAACAUCGAGGUCUUGCAUCCCAUGCGUACGUUACAAAAUCUGAUGCACCUGCUCAACACGGAAAUUAGCGAUCUCGGGAGAAUUGGACCAAUGGAAGUCGAUCCAGCUAUAAUAGCGCAACUUCAUAGUCAAUUAGUCCCCGAUUUGGAGAACAGCGACGAUUCAGCUUCCGACGAAGAAGAUGCGUGCUGGGGAUGGGAGUCCGUAAGUCAUAAUUCUGUACCAAGCAUGGCUUGUCCCGAGAUGGUGGUACCUACUUCCGGUGCAAUGAUCAGUCAGCAGUCGUCCAGUAUGCAGGUGCAUCAGAGCGUCGCCGGUGGUCUAGUAACGAGUGCGGCAGCUAGCAUCGCCUCGAUCUGGCGAGGGUGGACUAAUAAAUAACUCUUUCGUUUUAACCAGUAAGUUUUCUUCUCCAUAAACUCCACUGAUCGCGCGGACAUCUCGAAUCAAAUCAAAAUCUGCAGAAAGCUCUCUGCGGAUGAAGCGAUGUAAGAGAAACGAUAUGUAAUUUAUAUUAUGUGUACGACGACGCGGAUGCGAUUAAGAUCGACACGAUAUGCGUAUGAGUGCACGAGUUUCUUAAUCGACAUACGCGACACACACACACACAGACACACACACACACACACACACACACGAGGUAGUUCAAAUACGACGCUGUGACGGAUUUCGUUAGAUCUGACACGUCUAACUUAAUUUAAAUAGGUUCAGAUCUAAGGUAGAGAAAGAUUAUUACCACGUACGACUGUUUAACAAAUUUAUGGACGUUUUAUAUUUCAAUGCACCACAAAUAAAUAGUCUAGAGAUAAUCGAGACGUAUGAAGAUGGAUAUUGAUGGUCUACAAAAACAGGAAUGUACAUUAGCGGCAGCCAUAUACCUGUAGAAUUCGUUAUUAGAGUACGUGAUUGUGCAAUGACUGCCUUUUCUAUGCUCACUGCACUUGAUGUAACUAUAUAUAUAUAUAUAUGUAUGUAUAUGUAUACAAAAAUGAGUAUACUUUCGUAUACACCAAUAUAUUUUCUAUUGCGAAAUUCGUUUAAUGUAAUUAUUAAAAAUUUCACAGUAUUUCGAAUUUUCUGGCCCAGUCUUUUGCACUCUUCUGUUUGGCAAUAAAAGGCUUUGAUUGCAACUGUAACGUAAUGCUCUUGAAUAAUCGCUGAUGAGAUCAAUGUUUAAUACAUUAAAUGAGUGCUGAAAUAUUUUAAUAACUCCGCGUAAGAUACGUUAUUUAUUACGUGUAACGUGUUACGUAGCAUUGUGCAUAUUUCUUAUCGUGCAACGUAAAAAAAAAGCAAGAGGUUCGUUAAACAUUUCCUACUUAAUAAUAUAAGGAACAAGUAUUAUAAAAUGUGUUACGUUAACUUGAUUAUAUUAAGCAGAUAAAAUGAACGCCUGAUAAAUAACGCGUUGUGGUUAUUGUGGUCAUUGUGGUCAUCAUGGGAUAUAUGAUUAUCCAUGAAAGGCUAGCACAUAAUUUUACAAAUUCAAUAUUUAUAAGCUAAUAAUUAAUAACCGGUUUUCUGAGUUGAAUAUUUAGCCCAGCCAAUGUCGAAUAUUUUUAUUUUAUUUUUGUACAACGUAUUAUUGAUACUAAUAUUCACAUUUGUUAGGAAGGAAAUAGUAAAUUUACUCCUGGCCGUCCAAUAUUAUGGAAAAGGCCAGGAGGUAAGAUAGUUAAUAAUUUAUUGAUGAUGGAAUUAACACACACAAAUAUAGCAUAAUAUAUUUAAUAAUUAUAGAAAUUAUUGCUUUCUAUGCAACGUUCAUCACCGUCAAAAUUUCUGAUAAGAGGAAUUAUUUUUUAGACGCGAAUAAGAAUGGUAAUGCGAAAAAGAUGUGCAAUGAUAAUUAGACCUAUCUAUUGUAAUAUUGCAUAAUUUUCUUAUGCAUAUAUCCAAUUUUCUAAAUAAUGUUAUAACAUUUUAUAAUAUAUGACAAGAUAAGAAAAAGAUUUUACAAAUAGAUAAAUUAUGAUGUUGGAAUGUUGACAGACACAUAAAUUUAUAUACAUACAUAUGAUUUUGCACAACUAUAUCCCCAAUUUACUUAUAUAUGUACAAUCAAAUUAUAUUUUAGCGUAAUUGCUGUUUGUAGCGUAAAAGGGUGUUACCAGUACGUUCCAAAUUAGAUAACUUGCGUUGGAAUAGAUAAUGACAAAGCCGAAUCGCAAAGCGCAACAACUUAAAUCGUUUUUUGGAAAUGUACAACAAUAAAAUAUUUUAAGUAGCAUAAGUAUUGCGAGCACACGCGCGAGCGUGUAUGUGGACGAAUAAUACACGAUUUUUAUCUUAUUAUCGUAAAACGGCUAUGUUUUAUCUGAACAAAGAUACAUUGUGAUACCUCGAAUAAAUUAGGAUCUGUUUUUUUUUACUGUUAUUGCUGUAUAUUUAAGUAAUAUCAAUAAGAAAUAUCGCAUACUUUUUAAAUAUACCAAUAACGGUACACACCAUACCAUUUUAGGCCUUUUGUAUCUUCUUCAAUAUUUUGGAAUAAAUAUAUAAAAGAAACCCAUAGAGUGUUGUAUCCAAUACAUAAGUAAUAGAUACAUUAUAUAUAUAUAUCACGCGUAAAUAUAUCAGCGAAUUCAUGAAUAACUAUACGCGUAAUAAAUAAACUGGUAUGGUACAGGCAGCUCUCGAUGUGAGGGAUAAGAGCUCUCGUACAGAAGCAAGUCCGCUACAAUGGAAAAGAAUAAUGGUUUUGGUUGUACAAAAUGUACAAAACACAAAAGAGUUUAUUUCCUAAAAAGCUCAAUAAAAUGUUUCAACUGCAUAAACAAGGGGUGGAUACGGUGGUACAUAGAGAUAUAAUAAAAUUCAAAAAAAUUGACUCUGCCUUAAAAUCUAUUAUGCGUACAAUCAUAUUUGUUUUAGCAUUAUCAAUUCAAGAUACAUCAAUUUCUACACAUUAUAUAGUAGGUGUGUGUGUGUGUGUGUGUGUGUGUGUUCAAUGUAUAAAAAGAAAGGUGUCUCUGAAGUAUAACACACAUUAUAAAAGACUUUCAAAUCUUUAACUGUUUCAUUUUUGACUAAGCAAGAAAUCUUUUGCACAACGUGCUUUCUUUAUGUAUGAUGUAAAACACGUAAGGUAAUAUUAUCCGCGAUAUUAUUCGGUUACCAUUCAGCACAGUCUCUGCUCAUGUUAACACUCCACUGUGUGACUCUUGAUGAUAGCUAUCUCAUUUUCACCACUUUCAGAUUGGCCAGUCUAUUGCAAUUUCGCAUGUAUGAAAUCGUAUACAUAUCGUAUACACUAACUGCUCUGUGAUUUCUGUAAGCAUAUUAUUAUAUAGUAUUUUAAUCCUUGUAUUAUACAUUUCUCCGAGGGUUUAAAUAUGACAAACAACAAUAGUCAUGCGCACACACAUUACGUUCUUUAUAAAUAUGCAUACAUCUCGUCACCGAUAUUAGAUAUUUCGAGAUCGAUUCAGGCAAAACAUCAUGUUUUAAGUAUUAAAAAACUUGCUGCAAGUUGUUGUAACAUAAAAUAUUUUAUAUCAAAUCGUAACCAACUUGUUUUUAUGUAAAAUAUAAAUAAUAAUUAUUGAAAUUUUGAUAAAUGUUUGAUGAAUGUAAGCACGAAAUAAUAAGUUAAUAAAAUACAUUAGCUAUUAUUAGUC